AUGUCGACGACUACAUCGCCGAACCCCCGUGUCGGCGUGGCAGCCAUCAUCGCCAACGCCCAGGGCCAGAUCGUCAGCGGCAAGCGGCAGGGCAGCCAUGGCGCCGGCACGUGGCAGCUGCCGGGCGGCCACCUUGAGUAUGGCGAGUCUUUCUUCGCCUGUGCCGAGCGCGAGGUACUCGAGGAAACAGGCCUGCGCGUGCGCGGCGUCAAGGUCGCUGCCGUGACCAACGAUGUCUUUGCCGACCAGGGCAAACACUACAUAACCAUUUUCGUCAAGUGCGAGAUGGAGGAUGCGACAGCGCAGCCUGAGGCCAUGGAGCCGGAGAAAUGCAGCGCAUGGUUCUGGAAGUCGUGGGACGACAUGCGCCACUUGGAAGACGCUGGCGAGAACUUGUUCCUGCCGCUCGUCAAUCUCUUCAAGGAGCAUGCUGACAUCGACUCUCUGCUUUGA
Molecule: messenger RNA, 453 nt
Organism: Verticillium alfalfae VaMs.102
Lineage: Eukaryota; Fungi; Ascomycota; Sordariomycetes; Glomerellales; Plectosphaerellaceae
Product: nudix domain containing protein
Exons: 2
Coding region: 1-453 (150 amino acids)
Biological process (GO): dGTP catabolic process
Cellular component (GO): cytosol
Molecular function (GO): 8-oxo-7,8-dihydrodeoxyguanosine triphosphate pyrophosphatase activity
Source: RefSeq, a predicted model, not a curated record